Populus nigra (black poplar) is the source of this 1146-nucleotide messenger RNA. RefSeq names its product stromal cell-derived factor 2-like protein. Bases 255 to 917 code for a protein of 220 amino acids. Lineage: Eukaryota; Viridiplantae; Streptophyta; Magnoliopsida; Malpighiales; Salicaceae. The transcript is spliced from 6 exons. The record is from RefSeq and is a predicted model, not a curated record.
CCUCCUCUUCUCCAUCUCAAAAUCCCCAAAUGCCAAAUCCAUAAAAAAGGAAAAUCCCUAAUUUCACAGCUCUCUCUCUAACAACCACCGUGGCUUCCUCCGCCCAACAACCCCUCUUGCGAAGAAAACCCGCUUCUUCUUCUUCUUCCUCAUCGUCGUCACCUAAAUCACAGCCGACUGCAACUAGAAUCGUGUACAGAGAAUCAUUGAUUCCUUUCUGGCAACAAAACUGGUUUAUUGCUUUACUCUUUGUCAUGGCUCUUGCUUUCCUCGGUCUCUCUAUCUUUCUCUUCCUCAAUCUUGAUCUUGAUGGCGCUUCCUUCUCCCCUGCCUCUGCUUCCUCCUCCUCCGCCUCUGAUUCCGCCCUCGAGAUUACUUAUGGGAGUGUUAUUAAGCUGAUGCAUGAAAGGACGAAAUAUAGGCUGCAUUCACAUGAUGUGCCUUAUGGGUCUGGAAGUGGGCAGCAAUCUGUUACUGGGUUUCCUAAUGUUGAUGAUGCUAAUAGCUAUUGGAUUGUUAGGCCUCAGCCAGGGACAAAUGCUAAACAAGGUGACACCAUUAAGAGUGGGACAAUUAUCCGUCUGCAACACAUGAAGACUCGAAAGUGGCUGCACAGUCAUUUGCAUGCAUCCCCAAUCUCUGGCAACUUAGAGAUUAGUUGCUUUGGGGGAGAGAAUGAAUCUGAUACUGGAGAUUACUGGAGGCUUAUGAUUGAAGGGAGUGGAAAGACAUGGAAGCAAGAUCAAAGGAUUCGGCUUCAGCAUGUUGACACCCAGGGCUACUUGCAUAGUCAUGACAAGAAAUACCAACGAAUUGCUGGGGGGCAGCAGGAGGUAUGUGGUGUCCGAGAAAAACGUGCUGACAAUGUUUGGCUGGCAGCAGAAGGCGUAUACCUCCCUAUUACCGCAAGCAAGUAAACAUACUCUUGGACGGUACAGUGUCAAAACAGGAACCUGGGUUUUGAAAUCAGUGGUGGCUGGUGCCUGUUUUUGGAUUAGCUGUGGGUGUACUAUUUAUUAGGUCAGAAUAUAUGUUACAGAACACGAUUCCAACAAUCUGAUUAAAUAUGCAUUGAAUGAGACCUUUUGUAUCUGAAGAAAUAUGUGCUAAGUUAGCUAUUAAUAUAUACGAAGCAAUUUAAUCGCC